CCGGUGCGGUGCCGUCAUCGCGUAUCGCAUCCCGGCCCGCUUCGGCUGCGUCGACACUCGGCAGCCGCUAGUUGUAGUCGACCAGUCGGCUCUCAGCAGUCGCGCUCGCUAUCUGCCGCUCGCAUCCAGCGGCGCUACGUCCGUGAAUAACCGAACCUCUCAAUUUUAAAGUCUCAAAACUUUUCGCUAUGAAGCCUAAAUUAUUUUUUAAGUUCUUACUUCUUUUUAAUUGUUUAAAUUUAGUUCUUUCGAAAAACUGUCCGAGUAAAUGUCAAUGUUUCCGAAAUAAAGUUGCGUGCUUGCAUCAAGACCUGUUGACCGUGCCAAAAGCUCCGGCCGACUCCCACAGCUUGGACUUGCGGUUCAACAAGAUUGAAGACAUCGAGGAUGGCGUGCUGGGGCACUUGCACGGGCUCCGCUCCCUGCUGCUCAACGACAACCGCCUGCAGGAGCUGCGCUCGGGCACGUUCCACGGCCUGCGCCGCCUCAAGUACCUCUACCUCUACAGGAACCGAAUCAGGAGCAUCGAACACGAUGCCUUCCAGGAACUCGUGCAACUCGAACAACUGUAUUUGCACAUUAACGAGAUACAUCAUAUGGACCCUAGAACGUUCACCAACCUGCCUCAUUUGGAGCGAUUGUAUUUGCAUAACAACCACAUUAAGAAAGUGCCGGCUGGGUCUUUCUCGGGCAUGCCUAAGCUGCGAAAGUUACGCUUAGAUAGCAAUGCCCUGAUUUGUGAUUGCUCGAUGUUGUGGCUCGUAAAGAUGAUGGCUACUCACAACGAAAUGUAUAUAGACGCAACUUGCUAUGAACCGUCUAAAGUUACGGGAAUGCCUAUCUCUAUCAUGGGCGAACAUGAUUUCGAUUGCAAACUUCCUGAAAUUCAGAAGGACCCCCAGGACAUCUAUGUCAAUUUUGGAGAAGCUGCUAUGUUUAGCUGUGUAGUAACUGGCGAACCGAAUCCCGAAAUAGUAUGGCUCAGAGAUUCCAACGAAAUACCGAUAGACGGCACUCGGUAUGAAAUAACAAACAACGGUUCUCUAAUGGUGCACGAUAUACGGGAAGCAGAUAGUGGCUUUUUUGAAUGUAUGGCCAAAAAUUCGGUUGGCGAAGUACACUCCAAGCCAGCGAAAAUGACCGUAAAGCCCAAACCGGUCGAAAAUGGUCCCCCUGAGUUAGUUGUGCAGCCUAGCAGACAAUUUGCCAAAAUCGGCCAACAACUCGUUAGCUUUGACUGUGUUGCCAGAGGUCAUCCGAAGCCCCAUAUUGUUUGGCUCUUUAACGGACAAAGGAUCUUGUUAAAUGAACGUAUAUUAAUACGAUACAACGGUUCGCUUUUUAUUCAAAAUAUUCAAGAUACUGAUGCGGGCUUGUAUACCUGUAUAGCUGAAAAUGUUAACGGAAAACUGAACGCCACUGCGCCCCUGGAAGUGAUGGUCGCACCCAUGUUCAUCAUCGAGCCGCGUAACGAAACGGUCAGAGUUGGGGACAAAGUUGAGUUUACAUGCAAGGCUAAAGGCGUACCAAAACCACAAAUCAAUUGGUUUAGGAAUACACUCGUGUUACCGGUAACUGAUAAUGUCGUUUUGAGCGAUGAAAAUCAAAACUUGACGCUUUUAUCAGCAACGACUGACGACGACGGCAUAUAUCAUUGCAGAGCUGAAAAUGCGGAAGGCUAUGUAGAAGGAUCAGCGUAUUUAAAAGUUGAAACUUUUGAAAUUAUUAGACCACGUAUCGUGCUAAAACCCGAGGAUACAGAUGCUUUCAGAGAAUCGACGGUUCAAUUACCGUGUGAAGUCGAAAGUGAUCCACCAGCCACAGUAGAAUGGAGGAAAGAUGGCUCCUACUUAAGUAUUGAUGAAAAACAUUCAAUAACCGUCAUUGGUAGUUUGAUUGUUAAUAACUUGACCUUGAGGGACACUGGUAGGUAUGAAUGCUCUGUUUAUAAUGAUUUUGGACGAGAUACUGCAUCUGCUUUCUUAACUGUUAAAGAUCGAGUUAUUCCUGGUGACGAAUAUGUCAAUAUAGCUUUGACUGAAGCGACUAGAGAUAUCGAUCUUGCUAUAGAAAGGACGAUGAAUGAUCUAUUCAAUAAUUCUCAAUCUGUAAAAUCUGACAUACACCGGUUGUACAGGAUCACUAGUUUUCCGAAUGCUCCAGCUAGAGAGGUAGCUCGCGCUGCAGAAAUUUACGAAAGGACUCUAGAUAAGGUCAGAGAUUUUAUUCACACAGGCCAUAAGGUGACAUCAGCGGAACCUUUUAACUAUCAACAUUUUCUAACCAAUCAGCACCUCGAGGUAAUUGCUCGUUUAUCUGGUUGCGUUGCCCAUAGAGAUAAGGAUAAUUGCUCCGAUAUGUGUUUCCACAGUAAAUAUAGAUCUUACGAUGGCAGCUGCAAUAAUUUCGCAAAUCCUACGUGGGGAUCAUCACUCAGUGGAUUUCGGAGAAUACUUUUCCCUAUUUAUGAAAACGGUUUUAGCCAGCCUGUGGGAUGGAACAAAGAUAUCAAAUAUAACGGGUUUACCUUGCCAAGUGCCCGUUUAGUGUCUACCGCCAUUAUUACCACCAAGGAAAUAUCUGAGGACCUUAAGAUAACGCAUAUGGUUAUGCAAUGGGGUCAGUGGCUUGAUCACGAUUUAGACCAUGCCUUGCCAUCAGUAAGCUCCCAAACUUGGGACGGAGUUGACUGUAAGAAAACUUGUGCGUAUGCGGCUCCUUGUUUUCCCAUUGAUGUUCCCAACAAUGAUCCUCGCAUUUCCAACCGCCGCUGCAUUGACUUUAUUAGAACGAGUGCAGUUUGUGGGUCUGGCAUGACUUCAGUUCUGUUUGGAACCCUCCAGCCAAGAGAACAAAUCAAUCAAUUGACCUCUUUCAUCGAUGCCUCGCAAGUGUAUGGAUUUGAAAAAGCCGUUGCGGAAGAUUUGCGAGAUUUGACAAAUGAAAAUGGAUUGUUGCGUGUAGGAGUUACUUUUCCAGGCCGAAAACCACUAUUGCCUACUAUUGGUAUUAAUGGAAUGGACUGCAGACGUAAUUUGGAGGAAAGUAACCGUAAUUGCUUCGUUGCUGGAGAUAUCAGGGCCAAUGAACAAGUUGGUUUGGCGGCUAUGCAUACUAUUUUUAUGAGGGAACACAAUCGUAUUGCUAUGCAAUUGAAAGUCCUGAACUCUUUCUGGGAUGGAGACCAAGUUUACCAAGAAGCAAGAAAAAUCGUAGGAGCUCAAAUCCAAUAUAUUACUUAUGAACACUGGCUACCUAUCGUCCUCGGCAGCGAAGGAUAUAAACAAUUGGGCAAAUACAAAGAAUACAACCCUAAUCUAAACCCAUCAAUUUCAAACGUUUUUGCUACUGCAGCACUAAGAUUUGGUCAUUCUAUGAUUAAUCCGAUUUUGCACCGUUACGAUGAGAACUUCGAAACGAUCCCGGAAGGGCAUCUUUUACUGCGUCAUGCUUUCUUCUCACCGUGGCGGCUAGUCGAUGAAGGUGGCGUUGAUCCGUUGCUUAGAGGAAUGUUUACGACUCCGGCUAAACUGAAGACACCCAAACAAAAUUUGAACUCGGAAUUGACUGAAAAACUAUUCUACAAUGCUCAUGCGGUUGCACUUGACUUGGCUGCUAUUAAUAUCCAGCGAAGCCGUGACCAUGCUAUUCCAUUCUACACCAAGUGGCGACAGUUUUGCAAUAUGUCUGAAGUUAAUGAUUUUGAAGACCUGGCUGGUGAAAUAUCCGAUGAAACUGUUCGGCAAAAAUUAAAAGAACUUUACGGAUCAGUGCACAACAUUGACGUUUGGGUCGGUGGUAUUCUAGAAGAUCAGGUAGAGGGUGGAAAGGUUGGGCCGCUGUUCAGAUGCUUGUUAGUUGAACAGUUCAAACGUUUGCGGGACGGGGAUCGGUUCUGGUACGAGAAUCCAUCAGUAUUCAAACCCGAUCAAUUGCGUCAGAUCAAAGAAACGAGUUUGGCUAGAAUUUUGUGCGACAACGGCGAUAACAUCGACACUAUCGGAGAGAAUGUAUUUUUCCUGCCCGAAGUACAGGACGGUCUGGUUUCGUGCGAGGAUUUGCCCUCGAUUGAUUUCCGUUAUUGGGCUGAUUGCGAAAGUUGUGGAGAUAAUGAUGUUGAAGAACGCCCGAAACGUCGAGUCCGCAGGGGCAAUGCUAACGACAAGAAAGCUGAAGAGGAACGUAUCAACGAAUUGGUAAAGUCGCACUACAAUAUCGAGAACACGAUUGCAUCAUUGAAGAAGAGGAUUGAAUUUUUGGAAGAAACCUGCAAGGUGGAAUAAAUCUUAAUAAGACAAUAAUGUCUUGAACAUAUUUUGAUGUCUAUUUAUCAUGUAUACUGUUUCUUCGUAUCCAUUUACACUGUAAGCUUUAAUCCUAUCUAUGUGGUCCAACUAAUUAAGAUUUAAUUUUAUCUUCGACUCAUAAUUAUACAUUUAUUUUGUUUAAUUUAUUCUCUUAGCUACAAUUACGUCUGUUUCCUGACAAAUGGUACUAUGUAAUUUACUACUUUAUCUACCAACUUCUUUUGCUACAUUUAAUUUACUACACCAGCAUGUUCAGUAUAUUUACCAUUAUCUGAUAAUUAAGCAAAGUAUUGAUGUAAUCCAUUGUUAUAGAAAUAGUUGAUGUCUGUAGCUAAGUUGUAAAAUCAACCAUUCCUCUGGUCGGAUACGAUUUAUUAACUUGCAGUCAAAGGUUUAAUCGUUUUUUUGUCACAGCCGCGUUUUUGAUUCUGAAGGCGUGAAGUUCUGGAACUUUACAAAAGUUUUAUUAUGUAAUAAACUAAGGCGAAGGCCUAAAAUAAACUUCGCACCUUUGGAAUGGUGAUUUAACUGCAACGUCAUAUUUAUCAUAGUACAUACAAUUAAAUACAUAUUAUUAAUCCAGUUUCGAUGCCAUAUCUUAAUUAAUUAUAUUAAUCAUAGCAACGUAGAACUGUUAGUGUUAUAAAAACAAAAUACAAAAACAAUGAUAAAAAAAUAAAAACGAAAAAAAAAAAGUUUUUUUCUCGUUUUGUUUGUUUCCAAUUUUCGUUUGCAUUCAUUUUGUUCCGUUUUAAUUUGAGGUUGGUUAUUGUUACAACGUUCUGAUGUUUUUUUCUGGUUAAAUCGUAUAGGGAUAUGGACUAAAAUACCUUUUGUAAGUAACAUUGAAAGGAGAGUAAUUUCAUUUAUGAUAUAUUUUUUUAUUCAUUUCAUGUUGAAUUUUACGUUAAUUUUGAUAUAUUUAUUUAUUUUUACAUAUCAAAUUCUCUAAAAUAAGUCGUAUUUAUCGUCUCUGUAAGUCAAAUAUAUUGAGUGUUAAUGAUAAUGCAUUUGAAAUAGGUAUUCAAUUAUAUCUACCUUAAACAUGUUACACAAUAUUUAGAUUAAGUAAUGGUAACUUGCUUGCUUACUUAUAAAAUACUUGUUAAUAACAACUGUCUAUCAAGAUGAAGACUAUCAAAACCUAGUAGUCUGUAGAUACCCACUCAGUUGAAUGUGCGUAUACAUCUAUCAAAGUAAAAGCCCGAUUAAAAUUUCGACCGAGAAAGUCUGUUGUUUGAGGGGGCUCUAAAAGGUGUGAAAUAAACGAUCUGAUCAUUACACCUAUCAAUCAGAGGACUCGUAAUUCGUAGUAGGUAUUAAGACAGUAUGAACAUCCUUUGCCGUCAAUCUGUGAUCACUUUGGCAUGGAGACCUGCAUAUACCUCUUAAAGGAAGAUUUUGAGGAAUGAGAAAGAGACAACAAGCUGCGCCGUUUCUCUUCUACAGCUGUAAAAGAACUUACAGAACUGCUUGGAGACGUCGUGGUGGGAUCCUAGGAAGGUAAAAUACCAUUCAAAUGACAAAUUCAAGUAACACCCUGGCUUACAAGUACAACAUGUAAGCUGUUUUAAUAUUUUAAUAAGUGAGUGGGCAGGAUACCUUCAAUAGCUGUUGCAAGUUUAAUUAAUGUUACUAAUUUAUUCGAAAUAGCCAUUAUUUACGUAGUGAGUGGCUUUCAGUGUUACAUUUAAAGCAUUUAAUAUUUAAAAUAUUGGUGUUAAUACACUUAGGUACUUAGAUCGUAAGGGUUGGAUGACUGAUUAAAGAUAUGUUAAUAUCCCGGUUUGCAAGGACGGAAAUAUUUUAUCACUUGAAAUUGUAUCUACUCCAUUCACAUCGAGGGCCAGUUAGUCGCGAAAAUUUUAAAAUGACUCGCAGCAAAUAAGAAUAGAACACCACAUAACGUGUUUAUUGUCAGUAGUUUUGCAACGUAUGUCGUUGAGCGUUGCAUUAUCUGAACUGACAUAAGGGACACACAAGACUUUAAAAUAAUUCUUUUUGUUGACUACACUGGCCUUCUGAGCUUAUAUUGCGAGGAGUAAAAGUGAUGGCAGCAGGUCUAAUAUAAAUUCUAGAUUUAUAUUCCUCUAUAAAAUUCGAAUUUGUAAUGGUGCGUUCACACAGCGAUUACUUAUCAUGAUAAUAUUAUUUAACAAAUUCUGACAAAAUUGGAAAAGGGUACGUCUAAAAAUAAACCUACAGGCAAGAUUCUUUGCCAUCUAGGAUCACAGUACAAAAAGCCUUUACCAUUGGUAUCCCGAAUACGACGGGAUUGUGCUCCUAUCUAAGGAGCUCUUAAAUUCACUUUUUGGGUACCAUCAGACCAGCCCAAAGAUGUGUCUACCGAUUGCAUCGAUCACUGAAUUUACUAAGAGGUGGUCAAUUAAAUGUCAAGAAGAGUUUCUAUUUCAGUUUGGUUUGGUAACCAACUGAUUGCUGAAGAUUACAUAUACCCAGAUUACCCAGCUUCUGACUGAGAACAGCACUGAAAAAUGCCGAAUACCUGUUGCAUUGUCACCGAACCUCUAUGUGUAGAGGUAGACGUGGUUGGUCUUUACAAAAAUCGAACGCUAAGUGUUCCUUUAUGAACUUGCCAAAUACUGACCUAACCAAACAACUUACAGAACACACUUUGUCGCUUCUAUAAAUUACAUAGAGCUUAAAACUAACACACAAAAUAUCUACAAAUAAAAACAAUUAGCUACGACCUAACACUGUCCGCACCGCCUCUUCGGAAAAUGGAAAAGCCAAAAUACUAUUUACAUACAAACCCUGCAAACAAAACUAUUUCGCAUAUAGGCUUCACCCCGAACACAUUCCACCAAGAUGUGUUGCACAUCCUCUACUGUGCCACAGUCAGGACAGUUGGACGACAAAACACACACAUACCCACUCACACACAUUACUGUCUGGUAUUCAGUUUCUCGGCAGACUAGUUACCUACAACACGUUACAUGUUUUCAAUGAACGAAAUGAUAGAAUUUGACAUGUUUGAAACCAUUCAACAGCUCCCAGUCAGAGGUUUUUAAAAGCGGACAUCUAUGCUAACGAGUUUGUGCCAGACAGCAAUACAAAUAGGAAAUUAGGUCAGCAACGAAAUAGACGUACUUAGAAAAACAAGUUUGUUGAAAUUUGUUAGAUGUAUUACCUACAUUUUCUGCCUUGUUAAAUAUGUUUUUUAAUUAUUUGUAAGGUUUUUUUAGGUGCUUAUUAUAUUUCUGUUAAACGACAAAACAAUAAGGCUUUAAAAAAGCUUACGAAUCAAAUAAAAAUAUUCACAGAUAAACUGGUACAUAAUUGAACUUGAACUUAAAUGCUUGACGACCUGUUGCGUUAUUAUAAGCGAUGACAGGUGAAAAUAUACUUACACACGAAUGCUUAAUUGCGACGCGAGAAAAAGCGCCGUUGCAAAUGUGGCCAAAACUCCAAAUACGCGAACAAUGGAGCCGAAAGAUCACGAUCGAUGUUUAUCACUUAGAUUUUUUACAUAUUUUCAGUUUUUCUAGCAGUUAAUUGUUCAAAUUGUUCUACAGUAGAUUUACUAACUACACUUUGUCUCCAUUAUAUUCUGGGGGUCUACCACUGUCCCAUCAAUACGCCUAACGGGCGAACAGGUGCCUAAAUGCGAGAAAGGUAGCCUCACCAAUAUUACCGCAUCAAGUAAGGGGCUUGCAAUUGCGAAUGCGCCCUAGAGGUACAUCUCUCAUACACAACUGAAACAAAAUUCUUGAAAAACCGAUGGUAGGCCCCUUGGAUAUGCUGUGUAAUAGAACUGUUGUAAAUAGCUUAAACGUCCCGAUGUUUCAACUACUAUGCGUUUCAAAUAAAAAUAUAGGUCAUCGCAAAUUAAAUAAUUAAACUUACAAAGGUGUAUUUAUUCAACUUACACACGAUAGAAAUAUUAAAUUAACACGAUUCAAAAUUUCACCUCAAAAAUGUCAACUUAUUUAAAACGCAUAGUAAUUCGAUCUUGGUCCAAAUCUUCACCAUCUUUGCAAUAGUUUUAUUCAAGAAGGUUUAGUCUUAAAACUGUGAAAGGUUUUUGUUACAUUGUAAUUUUCAAAAUAGCUCUAUACUGAAUAUGUAUCUAACACUGCCAGGCAAAUGUUUAAGAAUAAAAGUUAUAUUUUUGGUGGGUACAAAGUCACUAUUGCAAUAAGAUCUCAGUUAAGAUACAAAAUAUUAAAUAAUGUACCUUGACACUGAUUAAAAAAAAAUCACUGGUAAUAUUACAUUUAUCAUUAAGAACUAGUCAUUUUAAUAUUCAAAUUAAAAAGUAACAAUUAAAAUAUUACAUCAUACACAUGUCUUGCAAAGUUAAAUGUAUAUCUUUUGUCCUUAAACAGAUCUGGCAACACCAAAAAGUGACUGCUGUGUGGCAACACUAUAACAUUGUAGUAUCAAUUUGUGUGAAAAAAUAAAUGAAAAAAUGUAA
This is a messenger RNA of Trichoplusia ni (cabbage looper), 8745 nucleotides long. RefSeq names its product peroxidasin. The transcript has 7 exons. Lineage: Eukaryota; Metazoa; Arthropoda; Insecta; Lepidoptera; Noctuidae. Gene Ontology annotation, molecular function: peroxidase activity; heme binding; protein binding. Bases 189 to 4283 code for a protein of 1364 amino acids. The record is from RefSeq and is a predicted model, not a curated record. Gene Ontology annotation, biological process: response to oxidative stress.